Molecule: messenger RNA, 1679 nt
Organism: Gossypium raimondii (Peruvian cotton)
Lineage: Eukaryota; Viridiplantae; Streptophyta; Magnoliopsida; Malvales; Malvaceae
Product: serine/threonine protein phosphatase 2A 57 kDa regulatory subunit B' beta isoform
Exons: 2
Coding region: 254-1642 (462 amino acids)
Biological process (GO): signal transduction
Cellular component (GO): protein phosphatase type 2A complex
Molecular function (GO): protein phosphatase regulator activity
Source: RefSeq, a predicted model, not a curated record
UUUAUUAAUGAUGGUAUACAAAUCCUAUCAUCCAUGCAUGUUAAUCUCAUCUCAUAGUGAACUUUUAUACUAUUGGGCGACAUUUCAAUAGUUUUGUUCAUCGGAUUUUACAACAUUCAUUUCUUGUCCAUAAAUCAUAUCACUGUCCUUUUGCCUUUUGUUGUUGUUGCUUACUAUCUAAUACUCUUUCUUUCCUUGGGCCAACAAAGUAACAUUAAGAGCAAAAAAGGCCAGCCAAGGAACGGGAAAAACAAUGGGCAUUCGGAGGGAUUCCCCCAAGAACUCACCCAGGAAGAAAACUACUCUCAAGCAUCUCUUUGAUCUUGAUCCCAAGCCUUAUGUCGGAAGUCCCCUUCCCAGUCCCCGCCGUGGUGGUGGUGGUACUGAUUACGAACACGAUGGAAUCCUGUCUGCUAUCUCUUAUUGCAACUCGGUUUUCACUUUCACCGACCCUCAGGAAUCGCCUUCGCAGCAAGAUCUCAAGCGCCUUAAGCUUAUGGAUGUUGUCUCUCUGCUCAAAUCACCAAAGAAGCCAUUGCACGAACAGCUUUUUUCACCUCUAAUGUCCAUGGUGUCUGUCAAUCUCUUCAGGCCACUUCCUCCACCUUCCAAAACUUCCAUCGUCUCUGCCUUGCCUGAUGAUGAAGAACUCUCCACUUUCACACCUCUAUGGCCUCACUUGCAGCUUGUUUACGAUAUUCUCCUUAGGCUUGUUCUUAACGUGGAUUCCAAGAAACUUAAAGAUUACAUCGAUCACCAAUUCAUUCGGAAUCUUCUUUACCUGUUUCAAUCCGAAGACCCCAGAGAAAGAGAGAACUUGAAGAACGUUUUCCAUCGUAUAUAUUCGAGGUUCACUUCAUACAGAUCGUUUAUGAGGAAAGCUAUGAACGAGGUGUUCUUGCAUUACGUUUUCGAGACCGAAAAGCAUUGUGGGAUCGGCGAGCUGCUAGAGAUAUGGGGAAGCAUCAUUAAUGGCUUCGGUGUUCCGUUAAAGGAAGAGCACAAGCUUUUCUUGAUGAGAGUGCUGCUUCCGUUGCAUAAGCCUAAGGGUCUGCAGGUUUACCAUCGGCAACUGGCCUAUUGUGUUUCUCAGUUCGUGCAAAAAGAGCCUGCACUUGGAGGAGUCGUGGUUAGGGGGAUUUUAAGGUACUGGCCCAUCACUAAUUGUCACAAAGAAGUUCUACUUAUUGGCGAAUUGGAGGAGCUCGUUGAGAAUAUCGAUCCCGAUCAGUACCGAACGUUGGCUUUGCCGUUAUGCUCUCGAAUUACACGAUGUUUCAACAGUUGCAACUCACAGGUAGCAGAGCGAGCACUGUAUGUGUGGAACAACGAGCAGUUCGUGAAGAUGGCAUCGGAAGCCAUGGAAGAAGUGUUUCCGGUGGUAGUGGAAGGCAUGGAGAGGAACCUAAAGCUGCAUUGGAGCAAAAGCGUAAAGCAACUAACGGAAAAUGUGAAGGCCAUGUUGGAAGAAAUGGAUCCACCCUUAUACGAUAAGUGCCUCCGAGAAAUCCAUCACCGGGAAUCCGAAGCUCAUCGUGAGCAAAUCCAGCGCCAACAGAAAUGGGAUCAAAUAGAAACGGCUGCAGCUAAGCACAGCCACUUCCUUCAACCAACAAAAACCAUAUGUGUUUCUUCCCACUGAAUUACAAUUUACAAGCUUUGGUGUCACAGCCAACCAA